AUGAAGUAUGUUGCAUUAAAUUCAUUACCUGAGAAUGGUGUACCGCCAGAUCUCAUGACUGUUGAGACUGAUGAUGAUAUAGUCGCUGUUGACAAUUGUUCUCCUGAUGUAGGCCCUCCUACUGAUAACCCCUCGGAGGAUAUUGUUUAUGAUGACUCAACAGGAAUGAGUAUUUUUUUACCUGUCGGUCUACAACAACAACAUGAUAUAGAAGCUCUUAAAAGUCAGGUUUCUGAAAGCGAGCCAAUGCUGUGGCCCUCAGUUGACAAUGAACCAUUAAAUGAGUAUCAAGUAUCACAUCUGGCCACAAUGGCUUUCCCAACAUUUUUUCCAGUUGGGAAAGGUGAUCCUACUAAUCAAGGACGUUUGAGAGAUGUCCCUCUUCAUGAACGAAUAAAGCAUCUUUUAAAAUUUGCUGAAAUUAUUGAUGGUAAAUGGGUGUACCGUUUUGCUAACCACCCAAGAUUUUCUUAUUGGGCUUUCAACAUGAUCCAAAGAAAACAAAUCUUACAGCAAAGUGGAAUAUUUCUUAAACAAAACCCAGGUGAAGCACAUCUCACCAUUGAUAAACUGUGUGAAAUGACUGCCAGUAACAUUGCUAAUAUAAUAUUGCUGGUACUAAUGCCUACUGGAAUAAAGUAAGAGAAGAACUCAAAGCUGUUAUUACCAGUGUUGGAGCACCAACAUUAUUUUUUACUUUUUCCUCUGCAGAUAUGCAUUGGCCUGAAUUACAUGCUUUAUUUAAAGCACCUACAGAUUGUGAGAUUGGUAAUUCUACCAGUGAGCUAAGACGGCAAAAUGUUAUUAACAAUCCCCAUAUUGUAGAUUGGUUUUUCACCCAAAGAUUAGAAAGCCUUGUAAAACACUGGCUUUAUGAUACACUUGGUGCAAAAUGGCACUGGUUUCGAUAUGAAUAUCAAGGUAGAGGUAGUAUCCAUUGUCAUGGUACUGCUAAACUAAAGAAUGACCCAGGUUUGUGUCAACUUACUCAGACGGCUUUGAAAGGUUUCUUAGCAUACAAAUAUAAAUGAAAAUGAUUGAAGAGAAACAAAUGUGAUGAUGGUUUCAAACCCCCAAGUGAUAACCGGAAGAGAGAAAGAAAUUGGUACCGGGGGGGGGGGGGAUAGGAAACCGAAACCAAAGUGCAUAUUUUGUAGCGAGGAACACUGGAGUGAUGAGUGCAAAAGAGUAGUCGCACAAGAUCAGAGAAGGAAGUUCUUUGUUGACAAGAACUUAUGCUUCACUUGUGGACGUACUGGUCAUAGGGGGUCCCAGUGCCGUAGCCGAGGUUGUUUCAAGUGUGGGUCAAAGCAUCACACCAGUAUAUGUGACAAGAACCAAAAUCCCAAUGGUUACAGCAAGUCCCCUGAGAAGAAUUCUUUACCAGCCAUUAUUCCAGUCAAGAUUUGGGGGGAGGUGAUGUGGGCUUAUUUAGACACUGGUUCUGCUCAUAGACGGAUUUUGUGGGGUGGUGCAGGGGGGUGCUACCCCCCAAUAUUAGCUAUAAGCCCCCAAACAAAAUGUCCACCCCACCAAAAAAAAUUUCAACCCCCCCCCUAAUAUUCGGCAUAAUAAAAAAUAAUUAAAUAGUCCACUCCAAUGUGCAGAGUGUUGAUGAUACAAAAUAAACGUAGGAGUACAAUCAAACAGAAAAAGACCGUGCAAUACUCUGAAACUAAUUGCUCCUCGCUUGCAUUCACUGGUUUAUUGGACCAAUUGUAAAGUUUUGAAACCUAUUAUCUCCCCUGAAUAGAGUUUGCAGUGCCUUGUCAUGCAAAUAGCUUGCUUGCAAGUAACGUUUGGAAAUUUUACGAACAUUUAUUUUCAGUUUUUUUAAAAACUUAAGAAUUAAAAGACUUAAGAAUUUUAAGAAUUAAAAUUCUUUUAGGAAAUAGUCUUGCCUAGAUUUAAUCUUUACGUCCCAAAUAUUAUUUAGAUCGGAGUUGCAUCAUAAAUUAUACUCAGAUUCAAACGACACAAUGUCAAUGAUUUUAUAAAAGUAAAAGCAUAUUGUGCAUUGGCCUAUUGGGUUUAUACACUUUUACAGAUUCAUUUAACUCAAGUCUCGACAGACAAUCGGACAGGCCAAAUCCAUUGAUAUGACAACUUCAAAAAACUUUUUUCGAAGCUAGAAAUCAUGAUUUUUUCACAUUUUUCCAGGGAUACUUUGUUUUCUGCUCUCUAGACUCCCACUCGCGGCUCUAGUGCUCCACCCCUAGAAUAUAGACCUUACUGGGGUUUGGUGACACAUGGUGUUGCUUCAGUCACCUGCUCGCGGCUCACCCCCCUAAAAUUUCUGGCACCACCCCAGUAAAAAAUAUGAAAAUCCGUCUAUGGUUCCGCUAGGAACUUUGUUUCUCGGGACGCAGCGAAAAUGUUAAAUUUGAAGCCAAAACGCCAUGAACCGAGAGAAAUUGUUACUCUGAAUGGGAUCACAAAUCAGUCAAUGCCAAUUUAUGAAAUAGAAAUUAAUGCUCUUGACGGGGGAGCACGAGAGAAAAUCUAGGUUACUGGUUUGAAACUUCCAGACUUUACGACAGUCAGAAGACCUCAUAUUCCCGAGCUAAAAUUAAAGCAUUUUACUAUACUGAGAAUGGGAAAUGCCAGAUUCAUCUUAUUAUUGGAGAAAACAUGUUUAGUCGAAUCAGAACUGAAACUGUGUGCAAGGGGGAGCUGGGAGACCUGAUCGUUGAAGAAACCAGUUUCGGUUGGGUAAUCCAUGGAGGCGAUGACUACACCGAUGAUCAGUGCAUGUUCACAAGAGAGACAAGUGACUGUGAGAGACUGUAUAGUUUAUACGUCUUGGGAGUAGAGGACAGAGGAGACACCAACAGUGAAAUUCUGAAUGAGUUUACAGAGAACAUUACGAGAAAGGAGAACGGGAGGGUAUGAGGUCAGUUUUCCAUGGAUUUUAGGGAAAAGACCGUUGGAUACAAACGAACAGCAGAGUAGGACACGGUUACAGAAUGUCGAUAGAAAAUUAGAUAAAACCCCUGAACUAAAGCGAGAGUACAACAACAUUAUAAGCGAACAGUUAAGCCAAGGAGGAGUGGAAGUAGCCCCAGACACCUCCACUGGGGACCGGGUUUACUACAUGCCGCACAAACCGGUUGUGCGCCAGAAUGCUACCACAACAAAAGUACGAAUGGUCUUCGAUGCAAGUGCAAAACCUAAUGCAUCAGCUGAUAGCAUAGACAAAAUAUGUAGCUAA
Molecule: messenger RNA, 3211 nt
Organism: Paramuricea clavata
Lineage: Eukaryota; Metazoa; Cnidaria; Anthozoa; Malacalcyonacea; Plexauridae
Source: the annotation of a GenBank genome assembly